UUUUUGAAUAAAAGUAAUGCGAAAUAUGUAACAUUGAUAAUUUCGGCAUUUAAAAUGCUGUGUUUAUUAUGAUGUGAAGUUGUCGUUCUGCCGAUUUCUGAAUUGUUUGUUAGUGUGCGCGUAGAGAAAAUACAGACAGUCAAGAAAGUUCUUCCGUUUCCGAUAGAGAAAGAAUCUUAGGCAUGCGCGAAGAAUAUGGCUUUCGAUUCUCUGGUGCAUUGACCAUCAUGACUUCAGUUAUUACACUAUGUGCAGACAGCCGCAUACGCCAUCAAGGUCGUUAUUUAAUCCAAUCCACAUACUUAAGUUCCAGGAUGCAAGUUCGAUAUAGUAAUGUGUUAGAGCUUGCAAUCGUUAACUUUCUGUGUAUGCAACUGAAUGACGCAUAUACUUACGUAACAUCGUUUACAAGUUAGGAAGUACUCUGUGAUGAAUAAUAUAUCGAUGCAUUGACAAAAAUUUUGAAUUUUUAUUUAUAUAUAUCUACACAGUCGUCAAAAUACUGAUGAUAAUGCAUAAUAUGAGCCAUACGAGUCAUUCUGCUUACAUGUGUCGUGUGUAGAUAAUCACAACAGUAUAUUGAAUAUUAUCACUGAACUCAGUAAAUGUGGAAUUUCCCGUUAUAACUGGAAUAGCUACGUGAAUCGAUGAAGAUAAGUUAGUAGUAGUACGAUAGAAUUAGGCAUAAGUACAGACAAAUAUUUUGGUAUAAAAAUAGAUGAUGAUAUAUCUUGAAAUUUUUUAAGUGUCCUAUUACAAAGAUGUUACUUCUCUAAUAUUACAUAGUCUCUUACUUAAUUCUAUAUAAUUAUAUGAAUUAUGAUUACAUAUUAUGUAUUUAUAAUAUCCUCAGUCAAUUUUUGUUACCAUUCAAUUAUUCAUCCAAUUGGAAACACAAUGGAUAAUUAUUAUAUACAAGUUACAAUUUCCUUAAAUGUUUAAAUAGAUAUAUCGAAAACAGAAAUUUAUACGGAAGUGCAAGAACAUUUAAAAGAUACAGUCGAUUACCAGUGUUACGAUUAAAAUUAUUGUACUAGUAUUUAUGUACCAGUAUCCAUAAGUUUAUGCUCGGCCGAUAUCAAUUGAUAUGAUUAAUUCUCACUACGAAUACUUGCACGCGCAGUGAAAUUUACAUGAUGUAGACAAAGGACAUUUUUAGCAUUAGUCUAUUCUCUACAAGGUCCACUACGUAUGUACGUGUCUUCAAGGUGUAUAAAUACACUUUACUUGAAGUUACUCCAUUGAACCCUGGCGUUGUGCUUCGUAACAUACUGGCCAUACGCCAGGGUUACGCAAGUCGCGCCCUGUUGACCUCCUUCUUCAUGAGAGAUUGACCUUGUAUCUCGUUCUUGUAUCUUAAACAGCGCAAACUCGAAACCACCCCAAAGACAAUCACGGUACAACACAUGUACUUUAUCGCAAUUGUAUUUAUCAAAAUUUUCUACUUGUAUUAAUAAAUAAAAAUAUAAAAAAUGUUGAUAAUAAAUGUUCUUAUCGAUGAGAAUAUAACUUGAUCUAUGUAUUCAUAUUAUAUACAUGACCAUUACCAAAGUGUAGAGAUAACGAUCGAUCGGUAUGACGGAAUUGUACUGUAAUACCUGCCUCAAAUCGAAUAGGGUCACAUCAAAUUGUAUAAUACAAAACUCGAUCGGUCAUUAUCCUUGACAUAAUGUUUUCUUCUUUUUCCCUUUAAUGUAAUUUUCUUCG
Molecule: messenger RNA, 1707 nt
Organism: Bombus pyrosoma
Lineage: Eukaryota; Metazoa; Arthropoda; Insecta; Hymenoptera; Apidae
Exons: 3
Coding region: 183-416 (77 amino acids)
Source: RefSeq, a predicted model, not a curated record